AUGAUGGUGAGAACCCCGGGCUGUGACAAAAAUGGACUGAAGAAAGGAACAUGGACACCAGAGGAAGACAAGAAGUUGGUCGAUUAUAUUACCAGGUAUGGCCACUGGAAUUGGCGCCUACUCCCCAAGUUCGCAGGUCUUGCGAGAUGUGGAAAGAGUUGCAGACUUAGGUGGUUGAAUUACCUAAGGCCAAACCUCAAAAGAGGAAACUACACCGAAGAAGAAGAGGAAACUAUCAUCAAGCUGCACCGACAUCUGGGUAACAGAUGGUCUGCUAUUGCUGCACGGAUUCCAGGAAGAACAGACAAUGAAAUAAAAAACUAUUGGCACACCAACCUCAAGAAACGGUCUCAACAGGACUCAGCCACAGAAUCUCAGGUCUCAAAUUCAAGUGAACAAUGCCCAACAACAACUGAACCAAGUGCUAAUACUUUCCAAAGCUUUAACUCCACUCAAGAUUGUUCCCCAUUUUCCCAGCAUUCAUCAUCCUCCACAACAAGCACAGAAUGUACCACUGUAACCAGAAACGAAAAUCUGGUUCUGCAAGAUGAUUUUUCCUUUUGGGAUACUGACACGGAUCUUGUGAGUGGGAAUUUCUGGUUAGAAUCAUAUUUGUUUGAUAUUUCAUAUGAAACUAGUGACCCAGAGUACUUUAGCACAGUUUUUGAUGCAGAACUUUGGAGCCAUGAUUAUUGCCAUCUCGACGUGGAAAAUAUAUACUAA
Messenger RNA from Sphenostylis stenocarpa, 723 nucleotides. The record is from the annotation of a GenBank genome assembly. Lineage: Eukaryota; Viridiplantae; Streptophyta; Magnoliopsida; Fabales; Fabaceae.